Plasmodium vivax (malaria parasite P. vivax) is the source of this 1664-nucleotide messenger RNA. RefSeq names its product phosphatidylserine decarboxylase, putative. Gene Ontology annotation, molecular function: phosphatidylserine decarboxylase activity. The coding region runs from base 1 to 1065 and encodes 354 amino acids. NCBI's taxonomy places the organism in Eukaryota, Apicomplexa, Aconoidasida, Haemosporida, Plasmodiidae. Gene Ontology annotation, biological process: phosphatidylethanolamine biosynthetic process. Gene Ontology annotation, cellular component: mitochondrion. The record is from RefSeq and is a predicted model, not a curated record. The transcript has a single exon.
AUGAAGAAGAAUGAGCGAGACAGCAACUUCUUCCGGCUGUACAAGAACAAGUACCUCAUCACGGGCGUGACGAUCCUGUCCUUCAUCCUGAUGUUUCAGUACAAGUACCACGAAGUGCUGACCCUCCACGACAAUAGCGAAAAUGCAUCGCAGAGCAACAAGCUCUUCUGGGCGCGUCUCCUCUUCGGGAGAACAAGGAGUCGCAUCACAGGAGAGAUAUUCAAAAUCGAAAUCCCAAACACGUACCGAUUGCUCAUCUUCAACUUUUUAAUCAAGUACAUGAAGAUUAACAAGGAAGAAAUAAAGUACCCAAUAGAGUCAUACAAAUCCUUUGGGGAAUUCUUCUCCCGUUAUAUAAGAGAGGAAACGAGACCCAUUGGAGAUGUAAGUGACUACUCUAUAGUCAGCCCAUGCGACAGUGAGCUCAUGGAUUAUGGAGAGCUGUCAUCAGAUUAUUUGGAAAACAUUAAGGGGGUCAAAUUUAACGUAAACACGUUUUUGGGUUCUAAUUUUCAGAAAAAGUACAACGAUGGCAGUACCAAAUUUUUUUAUGCCAUUUUUUAUUUGAGUCCCCAAAAAUACCACCACUUUCAUGCCCCCUUUAACUUCAAGUACAAAAUUAGGAGGCACAUAUCUGGGGAGUUGUUUCCUGUUUUCCAGGGGAUGUUUAAAAUUAUUAAUAACCUAUUUAACAUCAACGAGAGGGUCAUUCUAUCUGGAGAGUGGAAAGGUGGGAACGUCUACUAUGCAGCCAUUAGUGCGUAUAAUGUGGGCAAUAUUAAAAUAAUUAAUGAUGAGGAGCUCGUCACUAAUAAUAUGAGGACUCAGCUGAGCUACAUGGGGGGAGAUAUCAACACCAAGAUUUUCGACUCCUUUAAAAGCGUCGAAGUGGGAGACGAAAUUGGGGAAUUCAAAAUGGGCUCUUCCAUUGUCGUCAUCUUUGAAAAUAAAAAGGACUUCUCUUGGAACGUCCAGCCCAACCAGACUGUCUCCGUGGGCCAGCGCCUCGGCGGAGUGGGCGAGCCCGUCCGGGAGAAAAACAGGUUCAUCAAGAUCAGGAGCUGAGGCCGCCCAGUUUCGCAGCGAAGUGGCGAAGUAGCGAAGUAGAGGCAAAGUUGCAAAGCUGCGGCGCAGUUGCGCCAUCACGAACGACUGCCUCUCUACAGUUUGCUCGCGGCUCUGUUUAUGUGACGUCUCCCUCCACACACACACACCUCAACCGCUUCGCACCCGCGUGGUGCCCAUCACCUGGCUCCCACAUUUUUCAAAUACCACACGAAGUGGGUUUCUCCCCUCCGUCUCGCUUUUCCCACACAUUUUUCAAAUACCUGACGAAGUGGGUUUCUCCCCCCCUCCCCCACAUCUAUUGCAAGCGCACCAUCAACAUAUAUGCAUGUAUGUUCACCCGAAGAGGCACAACGGUAUGUGGCGCGUGUGCGUGAGGUGACUCAUUCUUUUUUUUUUUUUUUUAUAUGUGAGGUGACACAUAUGUGCGUAUUUUCGCUGAGAGGGGGCCCCCGGUGUACCCUGCACCUAGGUGAUUUUUCAUUUGUAAUUAAAUUGAAUUAACUGAUUUCAUUUGCAGUUGAUGUGUUUCUUUGUCUCUUCUUUUUCUUCGUCCUCUCCGUGUUCUCCGCAUUCUCCUUCUUUUUCUUCGCCUUCUC